UCCUCGUCCUCCUCUUUUUAAUUCCCUUCUCUCUCUCUCUCUCUCUCUCUCUCUCUCUCUCUCGAUCUCGAACCCUAAAUUCUCAAAAGAAAAGAGAAAAUUAUGGGUCCGAAGCAGGAGCCCAAGAAGCCUCACUCCAACGGCUCGGCGGCGGCGGCGCGGAAGGCGGAGAAGGUGGUGCGGUACCGGGAGUGCCGGCGGAACCACGCGGCGAGCAUCGGCGGGUACGCGGUGGACGGCUGCCGCGAGUUCAUGGCCGCCGGCGAGGAGGGCACCCCCGCCGCCCUCCGCUGCGCCGCCUGCAGCUGCCACCGCAGCUUCCACAAGCGCGAGGUCGACCCCCCGCCUGACGCCGCCACCCCCUGCGACUGCUCCUCCGUCUCCACCCAUUCCCGCCGAUCGUGAUCAUGCAUCAUUCUCAUCGCCGGCCCACAUGACUUAAUCCUACGUCCCUCGAUCCCCGCCCCUCUCUGUCUACGUAUACCUACGUACGUGCGCGUCUAUACAUACAUAUACAUAUAUAUUUGUACAUGCAUGCAGGGAGUGGAGCUAAUUAAGAAGUGUACCUACAUGCUUCUGCACUGCUUAAUUUGUUUUCAAUGAUAGUGCAUCGGAAUCGACGAUCGAUACUGUUAAAUAUAAUUUAAAGUUUAAAUUAUGUAAUAUAUUUUUGUUUUCAAAUUAGAGUGUUGAUCUUGGUUUAAAAGGCAUGAUCGUGUUGCUUUCUAUGAAAUUAAAGACUCUUAUUUAAUCUCUAAAAAUUGGAAAAUUUGGCUCUAGAUUAUUCUAGCAUUCUACAGUAUCGUAUCUAAUAAUAUCGUUCGUCGAUUCGCAUGCGCUUUUCGAAAAUGAAGAUAAAAUACAAAUUAAGAUCUCUGUAUUUCCAAAAGUGCUUCAACUCAACUCCUCGAAUGCAUAUAAUAUUAUGUGUGGUUAGUUAUCAAUUGUUCAUGAGUGGGGAUUAAUUUAUGCGUGCUUAAUUUUUCUCUCUUUAAUUUACAAACUAUAUAUAUAUAUAUAUAUACUACUUGAUCUAAUUUACAUAUGGAUUGAUGUAAUAUGGUAGUAUUUGUGUGUGUGGAUUUGUGAGGGGUUUGAUGUAUAUUGCUUUUAUAUAUUUAUUUGUUUUCUGAUUUUUUAUUUUUCUGGGGGAAUUUAAGUAAUUGGAUUGUGUACGUUGUUUCAACUUACAAAUUUAAUGAAAAUCUUAUGUACUUGCUAUGUUAUA
Molecule: messenger RNA, 1228 nt
Organism: Ananas comosus (pineapple)
Lineage: Eukaryota; Viridiplantae; Streptophyta; Magnoliopsida; Poales; Bromeliaceae
Product: mini zinc finger protein 1-like
Exons: 1
Coding region: 103-405 (100 amino acids)
Biological process (GO): regulation of developmental process; regulation of DNA-templated transcription
Cellular component (GO): nucleus
Molecular function (GO): transcription cis-regulatory region binding; DNA-binding transcription factor activity
Source: RefSeq, a predicted model, not a curated record